Suncus etruscus (white-toothed pygmy shrew) is the source of this 1672-nucleotide messenger RNA. It is a transcript of the gene TMEM37, whose product is annotated as transmembrane protein 37. Gene Ontology annotation, cellular component: membrane. Gene Ontology annotation, molecular function: calcium channel activity; voltage-gated monoatomic ion channel activity. The record is from RefSeq and is a predicted model, not a curated record. The coding region runs from base 19 to 612 and encodes 197 amino acids. The transcript is spliced from 2 exons. NCBI's taxonomy places the organism in Eukaryota, Metazoa, Chordata, Mammalia, Eulipotyphla, Soricidae.
GGGCGUGCGGGGCGCAGCAUGACUGCCAUCGGCGUGCAGGCACAAAGGAUGUUGGUGCCCAGGAGGCCACGCUGGACCUUCUUUGAAUCCUUCAUCAGGACACUCAUCAUUUUGUGUGCCGCUUUGGCAGUCGUCCUCUCCUCGGUGUCCAUCUGUGAUGGACACUGGCUCCUGGCUGAAGGAAACCUCUUUGGGCUGUGGCAGUUCUGUACCAUUCACGGCCAGGCUGGACCUCACUGCCUCAGAGACCUAAGCCAGGUUCAGGUGCCUGGGCUGGCUGUGGGCAUGGUCCUCAUUCGCAGUGUGGAUACCUUGGCCGUAGUGACGGCCAUUUUUGGCUUGGGCUUCCUCAUGGUGUCGCAGGUGUGUGAGGAACUACAUGUGCGGCACAAGUGGGCCCUGGGCUCCGCCCUCCUCCUCGUCUCCUUCAUCCUCUCCUUCGUCGGCCUUCUGAGUUUUGUAGUCCUCCUCAGAAAUCAAGUCACCCUCUUUGGCUUCACUCUGAUGUUCUGGUGUGAGUUCACAGCCUCCUUCCUCUUCUUCCUGAACGCCAUCAGUGGCCUUCACAUCAACAGCAUCACCCAGCCGUGGGGCCAGCUAAGGAAAUUUUAGCCAUCCUCACUCCUCAUGCUUGCUCUGAGGACUUGAGCUUCUACAGGAAAGUGUCAACGAGAUUAGGACUUUUCUAAAAUGUGACCACUAAUGGGACCAUGGAUGGAAUAGAGACAUGGAAACUGCUGCCUUAAACACCUUUCUGGUGGCCAGGCAAGGAUGAUGGCUCAGGAGCUUUUGCAGAUUGUGCUGGGUCUGAUGCCCAAAGGGGUCUCAGUGCCACCAAUAGCACAGGUCAAACCAAGCUGUUUAGAAGAAAAGCUAUCUAAUACUUUUUUUUUCGACUCCUUCCUCCAGCAAUUCUAUUAACUCAUGAGAAGGCCACAGUGGCACCCAGUGCAGCUCACAUCUGGCUUUAUUCGCAAGUGUAGGUCAGGCUGUGAUGCUUCUGGGGUUUUAGGAGUGAGUCAUUCUUCCAGCUGGGUGGCUAAACAGUGCCUCUGACUUCCCACUCCUAGCUCUAGAAACCUCAAUUUAUUUCCCCUGUGUCAGCUUUGGUCGCAGAGAGGGAGAGUUAGGAAUAUAUAAAAAAAAUUCUCACACAGUAGGUUUUUAAAGCCAUUUAACCUGCUUUAGGGAGGAACCCCAUAUUCCCUAGAUAACCCAUUACACAUGGGGGUGGGGAGUGUACAUGGACAUGCAAGUAUGUGUUCACACCUCUUUGGUUAGGGUCCAACGAUCUCAGGGUACCACGUUUGAUUCCUAGAACACGUUUCAAAGAGCAUGUUUCUGAACUGCUGGACUCCCAACUGAGAGUGGAAAGGGGACUGGCCAGAUAAUAAGUAAUGAUUAACCACCACCCCAGGGAUGAGUGCAGGUGAAGGGGACCCGGAACUAGUGGAGAUUUCCAUUCUUCCUCACAGAUUUCCUUGUACAUCAAAAUGUUUUUGUGUAUCCCUUGCUCUGCUCAGUAGAGGAAAAUUUUGCCCUCAGCCAAUGUCAUUCUAUUCUAGCCCCUUUCCCACAGGUGAAUUCUGAUCUUGCCUCAUUUGUUUUGGCCACUACUGAUUGCUUGAAGCUUUGGUCUUUGUCCCUUGUUACUAUUGGAUACUUGACUGGA